GCGGCCUCGCUUCUAGCCGCACCUCCAGGCGCGCAGGCCGCACCGUAGGGCGAGCGUGCGGGUCGGCGCCGCGGCCGCCUCGGGGCCUGGGCGCAGCCGCUCCUCCACUACGGCCGUCUCGGAGGGGCCCGAGAUGCAGCCGCCGGGCCCGCCCCCGGCCUAUGUUCCCACUAACGGGGACUUCACCUUUGUCUCCUCAGCAGACGCGGAAGAUCUCAGUGGUUCAAUAGCAUCCCCAGACGUCAAAUUAAACCUUGGUGGAGAUUUUGUUAAAGAAUCUACAGCAACUACAUUUCUGAGACAGAGAGGGUAUGGCUGGCUUUUGGAAGUUGAAGAUGAUGAUCCUGAAGAUAAAAAGCCACUCUUGGAAGAAUUAGAUAUUGAUCUAAAGGAUAUUUACUACAAAAUCCGAUGUGUUUUGAUGCCAAUGCCUUCACUUGGUUUUAAUAGACAAGUGGUGAGAGACAAUCCUGACUUUUGGGGUCCUCUGGCUGUUGUUCUAUUCUUUUCAAUGAUAUCAUUAUAUGGACAGUUUAGGGUGGUCUCAUGGAUUAUAACCAUUUGGAUAUUUGGUUCACUAACAAUUUUCUUACUGGCCAGAGUUCUUGGUGGAGAAGUUGCAUAUGGCCAAGUUCUUGGAGUUAUAGGAUAUUCAUUACUUCCUCUCAUUGUAAUAGCUCCUAUACUUUUGGUGGUUGGAUCAUUUGAAGUGGUGUCUACACUUAUAAAACUGUUUGGUGUGUUUUGGGCCGCGUACAGUGCUGCUUCAUUGUUAGUGGGUGAAGAAUUCAAGACCAAAAAGCCUCUUCUGAUUUAUCCAAUCUUUUUAUUAUACAUUUAUUUUUUGUCCUUAUAUACUGGGGUGUGAUCUAAGUCAUACAUGAUUAGGAAAAGACAAUGUUACAUUUGUAUGUAGGUUGGGAAUUCUUGCUGACAAGAUUGGAGAAAAUUGUUUCUAGUAAAAUUUUACAUGUUUCACAUGUAAAGGCAGAUUUAAGGUCUUUUUAAAACUGUGUUUUUUUGCAUUUAAGCAAUUGUAGUUUUUUGGGAUUUUUUUGGUCAGAAUUCUAAAUUCUGUUUGAUUCUUCAUAUUUCAUUGAAUAAAAUAUUAAAGCAUUGUGUUUUUAAGAUUGUGUCAAUAUUCACCUAAAAACCUGUGCCAAAAGCAUCUGGAUUGUUAAUUAUAUUUCGCCUGAAGGGUAAAUUUGACAACAUUCUGUAGAUCUAAAGUGCAAUUUUUUUCCUUUAAAGAGUUUUCUCCUGCAUUGCAGAUUCUGUAGAUAAAUAUUUAUAUUUAUACAUAUAUAUUUAUGAAAUUCUUAUUCAAGAAAUAUAUUUCAGAAUAGCCUAAAAUUUAAGAUACUAAAUCUGAUGCUUGAACUUUCUUUAAUUUGGCCAUUGAUCUUUUUUAUUUAAAAAUUAAAUUUGUUUUUUAAAUUAUAUAUAAUUUUUUAAACCUCACAUGUGCUUCAGUAAGAAUUCUUAAUAUUAACUGCUAAAACUAAUUUUAAUAUUUGGUGAUAUGGAUUUGGUUUGUUUGGGUGUGCUUUAAAAACCAUUUUUGAAUGUGUAAACAUCUGAUUUAAAGUUUCUGUUUAUCUUUCUGACCAAAGGUGCAAGAGGUAUAACGGAUGUGGCAGUCCUUGAAAGCAUUAAGAUGUAGAAAAACAGUGCUAUUUAUAGCAUCAGUAAAUAUUUUUAAAUGGUAUUGCUAAAUCAGAAAAGUUGUGGGAAAGAGACUUUGUGGCCCUGAAAAAUGUUAUAUGAAGUAGAAAAAAAUAAAAUGCUUCCCAGCCGUGUGUUUUGUUUUAUAA
Molecule: messenger RNA, 1814 nt
Organism: Tupaia belangeri chinensis (Chinese tree shrew)
Lineage: Eukaryota; Metazoa; Chordata; Mammalia; Scandentia; Tupaiidae
Gene: YIPF4
Product: Yip1 domain family member 4
Exons: 6
Coding region: 134-868 (244 amino acids)
Biological process (GO): vesicle fusion with Golgi apparatus; endoplasmic reticulum to Golgi vesicle-mediated transport
Cellular component (GO): trans-Golgi network; membrane
Source: RefSeq, a predicted model, not a curated record